AAUAUCUUUUGCUUAGUCAUUGAAACAAAUGUGGAUAAUUCGGCUAAUUAUAUUUUUGCGAAUGGCAUGGUGCUCCACUAAGGUCAUUUCGGGAACUCACCAAAUCAACAUGCCUUAUGAUGACCUGUAUAGUAGUGUUUUUAUUAACGAGGACGCAAAUGUGGUUUUUUUUGGCAACGAAAAUAUUUGCAUCCAUAAAGAAAUCGACAAUUUAGGUGCAAUUACCUUUACUACGAAAACUGGAACUAAUAUUGAGCUGGAAAAUAUAUUGUCCUCGUUUAACAACAAGGGAAUUGCCAGGUUUCAUGCUAACCAUGGAAAGGCAAUGAAAAUGAAAAUAUACCAUGCUAUAUUUGAAAAUAGUGGCACAAUACUAUUUCAAAGUGAGACAACUACUCGUGAUAUUGCAUCUUCCACUAUCCACGGAACUUUAGGAUGGACCAAUACUGGAACAAUUAUAAUCAACAACAAAUCUCAAAGUCCAGGAAAGUUUAGAAUGGGUCUUAUUGUCAAAAAUAGUGGCAUAAUUAUACUAAAUAACCAAAAUUACAUUCAAUCUGAAGGUCAAAUAAAUGGUGGUGGUUGUAUUUAUCUCGAAGAGAAAAGUAGUUGUGAGCUUCAUUCAGUCCACUCAUCAAAAGACCAAGUAUUUGUUAUGGGAGAAUAUACAAGUGUUUGGAUUAAGGGUAUUUUGGUUAAUAAUUACAUGUUUAUGAAUUUUGGGGCCCAAAAUGAAAUCAAAUUUGAUGAUAAUUUAAACCGAAAUAAUUUUCAAUAUUUUGACAAGCUGGGUCGUUUACAGCUUUCACUUAUACCUUAUAGAUCUAUUAUUAUUGGAAGUGGGUAUAAUGUGAAAUCAUUUCAAGUUCUGCAAAAUGGAAAGGUUUUAUCUUAUAACGGCCCAAGACCUAACACUACAGGUUGUGAUUGUAAGAAAUUUCCCUUUAUCGGACAAACUAUACCACCUAAUGGUUGUGAAGACGGUGGAUCUUCUCAAUUUCCAGAUAUUAAUGCAAUUAAUCAAGUGGAUAUAGGUAUUAUAGACACAGAUGAUAGCGAUGAAAAUAAUGUUACAAAAGUAGAGAUUCCUGAUCUCAUUGAAGCAGGUGAUAAUAGUGAUAAAGUGGAAGUGCCUGGUACAGAUGGUGGAGGUAGUAGCGAUGAGAAUGAACUUGAGCUUCCUAGUGUAGUUGGCGGUGGAAAUGAUAACAACAAGAAUGAGGUAGAAGUUAGUGGUGGUACCGUCAAGGGUGGUAGUGAAAAUAAUGAAGUCCCGGGUCCUGGUGGUAGUAAUGAGAAUGAAGUUGAACUUGUUGGUACGAUCGAAGGUAGUAGUGGUAAUGGAAAUAAAGAAGAAGAAAAUCCUGGUGGUAUCGAUGAAGGUGGUAAUAUAGAGGAAGAAGUUCCCGUAGACUAUAAUGAAGUAGAAUUUCCUGGUAUUGCCGAAGGAGGUGGUAAUAGUGGUAGUAACGAAAUGGAACUUCCUAGUAUCAUUGAAGGUGGCGAGGGUAGUAAUAAAAAUGAGGUAGAAGUUCCUGGUAAUGAUGUUGAAAAUGGAGGUGGUAAUGAGAAGAAUGAAGUAGAAAGCACAGCUGGUAUCACUGAAGGUGGUGCUGAUAAGGAAAAAGAAGUUCCUGAUAUCGCUGAAGGUGGCAAUGGCAAUAAAGAAGUAGAAAAUCCUGGUGGUAUCGAUGAAGGUGGUAAUAUAGAGGAAGAAGUUCCUGGUGAUUAUAGUGAAGUAGAACUUCCUGGUAUUGCCGAAGGAGGUGGUAAUAGUGAUAGUAACGAAAUGGAACUUCCUAGUAUCAUUGAAGGUGGCGCUGAUAAGGAAAAAGAAGUUCCUGAUAUCGCUGAAGGUGGAAGUAAUGAUAAGGAAGUAGAAACUCCAGGUAGUAAUUCUGAAGGUUCUUCUAAUGAAAUUAACAAUGUGAACGAUAGCAAAGAUCAGGUUGAUGGCAGUGGAUCCAAUGAAAUUAAAGAUGGAAUAACCGAAAAAAAUGGAAGCGACAGGGAUGAUGGAUCCAAAAGUGGACCUCAGCCAGAUGGGAGUGGAUCAAACGGAACAGAAGAAGGAGAAAAUGUAUCGAAUGGAGAUAACAGCGGUGAUUCAUCCAAUAAUGAUCCCUCAUCUGAAUUCAAUGGUAUUCCACCUGAAUCCAAUAGUGGGUCCACACAUGUACCUGAUGGUGCAAAAGGAAGUACUAGUGAAGGGAACUAUGGCGGUGAUGUAUUGGGAAAUGGUUCCAUCGAUGAUUCCGAUGAGAAAAAGCUAGCAGAAACGAAUAAUGGAUCAGAUGGUAUUAGAGAAACUUCAAAUGAAACAAACGACAAAGACAGUAAUAGUGAAUCCAAGAAUGAAACUCCACCUGAAUCUAAUGGCUCCAUACCUGGAAGUACACCGGGUUCCAAUAGUGGAGUUUCAGAUGGUAUGAAUGAAUCUAAUGGAGUAAACACUGAUGGUUUUACUGAUGGAACCCCAUCGGGUCCUAAGGAGUGGGACUCGCGAUUUAGUUGUCAACCUGCCUAA
Molecule: messenger RNA, 2527 nt
Organism: Spathaspora passalidarum NRRL Y-27907
Lineage: Eukaryota; Fungi; Ascomycota; Pichiomycetes; Serinales; Debaryomycetaceae
Exons: 1
Coding region: 29-2527 (832 amino acids)
Source: RefSeq, a predicted model, not a curated record